AUGUAUAUUACAACUGAAACUAGCGUGCGCGCACCUAUAGGGGAUACUGAUGUCUUCCCUGUGGAGGUAGAACUCCAUCAAGGGUCUGCGUUGAGUCCGUUUCUUUUUGCAUAUGUCUUAGAUGAGUUGUCUAAGUUGAUCCAGGAGACAGCUCCGAGGUGCUUGCUUUUUGCCGAUGAUAUUGUGUUAGUGGUGGAGGGUAAACAAAGCUUGAAUGCAAGGUUAAAGGAGUGGCGAGUAGCUUUAGAGGGUAACUGGUUAAGGAUUAGUCGCUCUAAGACUAAGUAUCUUUACUGUGAUUUCAAUGGUGUAGGCGACCAGGACACUCAAAUCUCCAUUGAGGGGCAAGUGGUUUCGGAGGUAACUAAAUUCAAGUAUUUAAGAUCUUUUGUACAAAAUAAUAGGGAUAUAGAUAGUGACGUAGCUCAUCGAGUUCAGGCCGGAUGA
This is a messenger RNA of Helianthus annuus (common sunflower), 447 nucleotides long. RefSeq lists its product as uncharacterized. The record is from RefSeq and is a predicted model, not a curated record. Lineage: Eukaryota; Viridiplantae; Streptophyta; Magnoliopsida; Asterales; Asteraceae. The transcript has a single exon. Bases 1 to 447 code for a protein of 148 amino acids.